Molecule: messenger RNA, 4505 nt
Organism: Engraulis encrasicolus (European anchovy)
Lineage: Eukaryota; Metazoa; Chordata; Actinopteri; Clupeiformes; Engraulidae
Gene: ano8b
Product: anoctamin 8b
Exons: 20
Coding region: 503-4198 (1231 amino acids)
Source: RefSeq, a predicted model, not a curated record
CUGUUCUGUUGUUGUGUUUGUUCGGCAUAAAAUCACUCGAGAGCUGCUUGCUUGGCAAAAAGUGUAAACAUGUGCUUGCUUGGCGUGUUACUUUGGAUUUCCCCGUGGGAAGAGAGGCGAGAAAAAUGAUUUUCCUCUUAGCAACUAAUGGCUAUGUGUGUGUGUGCACUGCGUGCGUAUGUCUGAGCCUGAGCCUGUAGCCUGCGCGGUGUAGCUCUAGCUCUAUCUUCCCCCUUCCAGUUCUUUGUCCCUCCUCCAUCUAUCGUAAGACUCUCCCGGAACGCGAUCAAUCUGCUCCGCAUCCUGCUGCAACCAGGAUGGGCCACCACCAUCACCACCACCAUCAUCACCACCACCUCCGCCACCACAGAAACAACCUUCACUUCACUUUCACGUCCAUUUAGCCCCACUCCAGACCCGAGACCGAGUCCUUCGGCGCGCUCCAUGCUACCCCGGCGAGUCUGAUUUCACCCCCUAUUUCUUGGACGACUUCAGCGGCAGCAUGCCCGAGACAGGAGCGGCAGGAGCAGCAGCUGCUGCAGCCGCAUGUAGCAGCACCACCACCGACACAGAGGUCUCACGGCACAGACACCGCGACCGGUCGCAGGGAGACGGGGAAAAGACAGACCAAAGUGCCACCUCGCAACAAACAUCGUCCGGAGGAGGAGGUGGUGUUCUCGAUAAGUUGUUUGGUAAGAGGCUUCUUCAGGCCGGUCGUCACAUCAUGUCUCAUAAGUCCUGGAUGAAGACCGUCCCCACCGAGAACUGUGAUAUACUCAUGACCUUCGCAGAUGCCACAGACGACCACACGUUACUAUGGCUCCUGAACCACAUCCGCCUGGGCAUUCCGGAACUCAUCAUCCAGAUUCGCCAUCACAAGCACACGCGCGUAUACGCCUUCUUUGUCACCGCAACCUACGAGAAUCUGUUACGGGGUGCGGAGGAGAUGGGUUUACGGAAAGCGGUGAAGCCGGAGUUUGGGAGCGGCACGCGAAGUUUCUCCUGCGAGGAGGAUUACAUCUACGAGAACAUCGAGAGCGAACUCUGCUUCUUCACAUCGCAGGAGCGUCAGAGUAUAAUCAAAUACUGGCUGGACAAUCUUAGGGCCAAACACGGCGAGGUCCUCCACAACAUUCACUUCCUAGAAGGGCAGCCAAUCAUCCCGGAGCUGAGGGCGAGGGGCGUGAUCACCCAGAUCUUCCCGCUUCACGAGCAGAGGAUUCUGGGGCAGCUGAUGAAGUCAUGGGUGCAGGCGGUGUGUGAGAAGCAGCCCUUAGAUGACAUCUGUGAUUACUUUGGUGUGAAGAUCGCCAUGUACUUCGCCUGGCUGGGCUUCUACACCACCUCCAUGCUCUACCCAGCCGUCAUCGGCUUCGUGCUCUGGAUGCUCACCGAGUCAGACCAGACGAGUCGUGACAUCUGCUGCGUGGUGUUUGCGUUGUUCAACGUGGUGUGGGCCACUCUCUUCCUGGAGCGAUGGAAACGACGCGGGGCGGAGCUAGCCUACAAGUGGGGCACACUGGACACGCCCACUUCAGAGUCCCUCGAGGAGCCCCGCCCACAAUUCAGGGGUGUGAAGCGGUGUAGUCCGGUGACGGGGUGCGAGGAGUUCUACUACCCCCCCUGGCGGCGGCGGCUGUUCCGCUGGCUGGUCAGCCUCCCCGUCUGCAUCCUCUGCCUCGCCUUCGUCUUCCUCGCCAUGCUCAUAUGCUUCGAACUGCAGGAGUUUGUGAUGGGCAUCAAGGAGCUCCCACGCAUGGCCAGAUUUAUUCCCAAAAUCAUGUUGGCUAUCACUGUGACUGCAUGUGACGAGGUGUACAAGAAGAUUGCCUGUUGGCUCAACGACAUGGAAAACUAUAGACUUCAGAGUGCCUAUGAGAAGAAUCUCAUCAUCAAAAUGGUUCUUUUUCAGUUUGUAAAUUCCUAUCUCAGCCUUUUUUAUAUUGGAUUCUACCUCAAAGACAUGGAGCGGCUCAAAGAGAUGUUGGCCACUCUCCUCAUCAUCCGCCAGUUCCUCCAGAACGUGAAGGAGGUGUUGCAGCCGUACCUGUACGAGCGCCACAAGCUGGGUGACCUGACCCUGAAGGCGGUGUGGGACCUCCUCAUGACCGCUCUGCUGCGCUACGUUCGAUUGGCCGCCGGCAAGGCCCAGCUGACGCCCAGCGAACCCGCCGCACCCGGCCCGGGACUCAGGGGAGCGCGGCCCGGAGGCGGCACGGGAGGGGGCCGGAGCCGGGGCGGAGGAGACAGGCGGGACAAGAAGUGUCUGAACGGAGGAUGCGGGGUGGCGGACGAUGAGGAGGAGGGGACGGAAGAGGAGGAGCACAGCGGGAAGACGAGUGGAGGAAGUGGUACGGGAGGAGGUUCGGGUAGCGAGGACGUGGAGGAGGAGAGCAGCGAGAGCCUGAUGGACUGUGGUCUGAAGCUGCGGAAGGUGAGCUUCAUGGAGAAGGUGGAGCAGCGCAAGGCUUCGUCAUCGACGGGCCACCACCACCACUCCUCAUUGGUCCAGGAGGACAGUUUCAUGGAGGAGGGCAGCCCCACCAUGGUGGAGAAGGGCAUGGACCCCGCCUCCGUCUUCGAGAUGUGCGACGACGACGACGAUGACGAUGACAAUGGUGGCUUGGGCGGUAGUAGCAGUGGUGGGAAGGAGCUGGGUUCCGAUUCCGUCAUCUCCUCCACCACCUCUCACCUCUCGUCAUCAUCAUCGGGUCACGAUGGCGUCUCCUCGACGACGACAGGGGCGCGUCACCGGCGAAAGGGGAGGAGUCUGGAGAGGGCCAAUAGCAAGACGAAGAAGGACUCGUGGAUAGAGCCCCCGGAGGAACUGGAGUCCAACACGCUGACGCAGGCCGAGAUGGAGAGCUGUAUGCAGAAGUAUGAGGACACGUUCCAGGACUACCAGGAGAUGUUUAUCCAGUUUGGCUACGUGGUGCUCUUCUCCUCCGCCUUCCCGCUGGCCGCAAUGUGCGCGCUCAUCAACAACGUCAUCGAGAUACGCAGCGACGCCUUCAAGCUCUGCACCGGACUGCAGAGACCCUUCGGACAGAGAGUCGAGAGCAUCGGACAGUGGCAGACGGUGAUGGAGGUUAUGGGGUUAAUUGCCAUCAUCGUGAACUGCUACCUGAUUGGCCAGUGUGGCCAGCUGCAGCGCCUCUUCCCCUGGCUCAGCCCCGAAAUGGCCAUCAUAUCCAUCGUCAUCCUGGAGCACUUUGCGGUCCUGUUGAAGUAUAUCAUUCAUAUCGCCAUCCCAGACAUCCCCAGCUGGGUGGGGGAGGAGAUGGCCAAACUGGAGUUCCAGCGCAGGGAGGCCUUCAAGAAACACGAGCGUCAGGCGCAGCAGCACUUCCAGCAGCAGCAGCGGCGCAAGCGCGAGGAGGAGGAACGCCAGCGGCAGGCGGAGCACCAGGCGCGCCGCGACCGUGAGCGGGACGAGGGACGAGGAGGCUCGGACGGCUCCGGCAGCGGCGGUGACCACCACCACGAGGGCAAAGGUCACGGGGGCAAAGGUCGCUCGGGAGGCGGCUCCAGCGGCGACAAGCCCAAGCGUCCCAGCUCGCUGCUGGCCAACAACAACGUCAUGAAGCUGAAGCAGAUCAUCCCGCUGCAGAGCAAGUUUUCGUCCUCGGGCGCGCGCUCGCCGCAGUCGCCCACGGGCAACGAGCCCAAACUCCCAGGGUUCCUCAGCUUCAAGUUCCUCAAGUCGCCGGAGAACAAGAAGGAGGCGGCGGCGGCGGCUGCGGCGGCUGCUGCUGCUGCUGCUGCAGCUUCCUCUUCAUCAUCAUCCGCCCCCUCCUCCUCCACUGGGUCCUACGCCUCCUCCUCCUCAGCCUCCACCUCCUCCUCCUCCAUCACCUCCUCCUCCAACACCUCCUCCAGCUCCGGAGGCAGUGUAGCCUCCUCUUCCACAGGACAGGAGCGCUCUUCACAGUCCCCCAGCAAGUCCUUCAACCCCAGCAAACUCUUUAACUUCGGCAAGUCGGAGGGAGGUGGAGGAGGAGGAGGAGGAGGGGGAGGGUGUGUGAACGGGGCGGCGUUGCCCAGGGAGGGGGGUCAGGGGGGGUCAGGGUUGGGAUCGGACGGUCGUGGCAGCAAGGCGGACCUGAACGGCGUUCCGGACGAGAUUCCGUCGCCGUCGUCAUCGCGGGAGAACGGUGAGAACGGACACUCCACGGACCCGGAAAUGUCCAGGCCCUGAGAUCAUCAGGUGGAAUUAUCCCAGAGGAACAAUUUGAGAAAAGGGGAUUCAAAAACAGACAAGUUUAUCACUGCGGAGAAGAGAGGAGAAGAAAGGGGUAGAGCAGCAGAGGGGGAACUCAUUGGAGCUCUUCUGUCUGUACUGUCAAUGCUUUUGAUUUCAAAGCUGAUUUCAUGUAAACUUAAAGCUGCAAGCAGUUCAGUUAGCGGACUUCAAGGGUGAUUCAAGGUGAAAAAAGAAAACGGGCGAGAGCGAGGUGCAGGCUUUUAAACAUGACACACCCCUACCCUGAUCCCUCUCUGAUAAC